GUGACAUACUUUCACUGACAAUAUAACUUUAACUUAUUCAUCGAAUUCUAUUGCCUGCCACCAACCAUACAGUAUAGAGAUGUGCCAGGUUAUGCACCAAAAAUGUCGCAAAGGAGCUUUCUGGAUCUGCGGCUCAAGCAUUCGGUUAAAGCCGCGUCAUCAUGAGACAGCCAGGACGCCCAUUCGUAUGCCGCCGUAUCAAACGCUGAGCAUUAGCUUCGGGCCGCAGGACUAUGUACCCUACGCUUUGCUACAAACCGAGUCCUACUUGAUUUCCCCCCGCCAGACGGAGCACUAUCCAAGCAUUACCGACGAGCAUUCGAGACAGACCGAGGCCUAUCCCAGCCAGACAUCGCAGCAGGACAAAAGCUCACCCCUUGCAAGGACUUUGGCAUGGCAACCAAGGCAGGAACUGCGCGGACUACUAGACUUUAUAUAGAUCUCGUUGAUGUUAGUUUUAAGGAUAUAAAUGUUUUCCACUUUUUUAUCUAUUCAUACUAGGUUAAGUUAUGAUGAAUAAACCUAUCCUUGCUGUAUCCUGUAUGGGGGAAUCUAUUCCGAUUAAAAAAGUCGUGUCAC
Messenger RNA from Drosophila pseudoobscura, 579 nucleotides. RefSeq lists its product as uncharacterized. The transcript has 2 exons. The record is from RefSeq and is a predicted model, not a curated record. The coding region runs from base 80 to 439 and encodes 119 amino acids. Lineage: Eukaryota; Metazoa; Arthropoda; Insecta; Diptera; Drosophilidae.